Molecule: messenger RNA, 1020 nt
Organism: Somion occarium
Lineage: Eukaryota; Fungi; Basidiomycota; Agaricomycetes; Polyporales; Cerrenaceae
Source: the annotation of a GenBank genome assembly
AUGCCUUCCGUAUCCUCACUCUUCGUUACUGCACUGCUGAGCUCUAUAGCUGCCGCUCAGACCCAUACCGGCACUUUGUUCAACUUCGUGCCGGGACUUGGAGCCUGUGGUUUCACCAAUACGAGCAGUCAGACCGUUGCCUCAGUCUCUAGUCAAGUCUUCAACUCUUUCCCAGGAGCUGGCCCAAACCCAAACAAUAACCCCAUAUGCAAACAUUCGGUCACUAUUUCUCACAACGGUGUCAAUUUGACUGCGCCCAUUGUUGAUUUUUGUGCACAAUGCCCGCAAUUCAACGUUGGGCUAUCUGCGGUCGCGUUUCAAAAGUUCGCUCCUCUUUCAGACGGCAUUGUCCCCAACGUUACAUGGGAGAUCGUCUGAAGCGGUGCAUCCAGAAAAAUCUAUGCUUGAUUGGUGAAUUCGAGGGACGAUGGACCCAAACUUACGUAAAAUUGUACGGACUCCAGGACGCUAUAGUUAUGUUGCGAAUGACGUUCGGAGAAUUCUGGGCCGUUGAAAAUCAAUAUCCAAUGGCUCAUAUGCUCACAUGAGAAUCUUCUACAAGCCCACCUGGCGAGUACGAAGUUGUAUUUGGUAACAAUGCAUGCACUCCAUCACUUUAACAUGCCAGUCAAUCGUCAUCGUCGCGUCAAGACCUGAACUGGACAUAUCGAGUACCUCUUCUGACAUUCUGGCUCGUAUUUCAAUGCUCGAAUUCGUAAUGCAGUGCUCUAACACCAGGAUAAUGGGGUCGUUUCUCCGGAUGGCAGUACACGAUACGUGCUAUGUUCGAAGCCUCAGCCAUCAGGUCUCAAGUUUCGCUCUACAAGUUUCAGGCUUUUGUCCCCGUUGCGGAGGUUGUUCGGUCCCACACGCUGAUUCUGGCAACGCUAGCCUCCCCUACACUGACCCAUAUGCGCAUACAUAGAGGCUAGAUUUCCCCCGUCAGUAUGUGCUGACUUGUCUCGAACUAUCGAUUGAAAAAUCCUCUUGUAUCCAUAGACUACAGCCUUUCUCAUCCCU